Vigna angularis (adzuki bean) is the source of this 1020-nucleotide messenger RNA. RefSeq lists its product as uncharacterized. The transcript has a single exon. Lineage: Eukaryota; Viridiplantae; Streptophyta; Magnoliopsida; Fabales; Fabaceae. The coding region runs from base 1 to 1020 and encodes 339 amino acids. The record is from RefSeq and is a predicted model, not a curated record.
AUGAGCAUGGACGACCCCGUUGAGAUGAUCCGACUCUUGCAACAAAAAAUGGAUGAGAUGCAACAGCGUCACGAGGACGAGUUGGCGGCAGUAAAGGCCGACUGCGAAGCCCGGAUUGCCCGGGAGGUUGGAAGGAUAGACGGAGAAGAGCAGGUGAAGGAUAAAGGAAAGGCGGUAGCGGGAAAGCGUACGCCCCAGGAUACCGAGUGUGAUAGAACUUGGAGGCCUACCGGGUCUGAGGCGGAGGGAAGUAAAGCUAAAUCGGUGCAUGCGGAGAGCGCUGCCGAGGACGGACGGAUGGUAGUAAAGUCAGAGCCCUCGUCCACUUUGUUACUUCCCUUCACCCAAAACAUAAUGAAUGUCCAAAUUUCGGAACAAUUCGUGGCUCCGCAAUUCAAAAUGUAUAACAGGACAACGGACCCCGAGUCCCAUAUCAAGACGUUCUCGAAUGCAAUGGCAUUCCGAACGGGCAAUGAGGCUAUUUGGUGUCGAGCGUUCUCGCUUUCGUUGGAGGACGAAGCACUGGAGUGGUUCAACACCCUCCCUCCUAAUUCCAUAGAAAACUUUGCUGGGUUAAAACAGCUAUUCAUCAAACAAUUCGCGGCCAGUAGUACCCAAGACUUGACCGUAUUCGAAUUGAUGACCCUCAAGCAAGGGAAGGAUGAAACGCUGCGGACGUUUAUGGACAGGUACCAGAAGACCAUCCGCCGCGUGAAGAGCCUGACGCUAGAGCUCGCCCUUCACUACAUCCUACCGGCUCUCAAGCCGGGGCCGUUUAAGGAUAGCGUCUGCAGGCGAGCGCCCAAAACGAUGGAAGAGUUGAGAGAACGAGCGGCAGAUGAGAUAAGGGUGGAGGAGAUGAAGCUCUCAUACAAAAGGGAGAGUCAGGAGGCCAGGGGAGAAAGGACGGACGGUAAUAAGCCCAGUUCGUCGACGGGAAAGCUGUCCGGUCCUAGGCACAAGGAGCAGAAAAAAGGGACCUCGCUUCCAAUAGUAUACCCCCCUGAACGCCCCAAGUGA